Messenger RNA from Prunus armeniaca (apricot), 231 nucleotides. The record is from the annotation of a GenBank genome assembly. Lineage: Eukaryota; Viridiplantae; Streptophyta; Magnoliopsida; Rosales; Rosaceae.
AUGGCUUGUUAUAUACUCAAUAGUGGCACGCCUACGCAACAAGGAUCAAAAUUGAAGGAGUCCUCUUUGCGAGCCAAGAGACACCAUCCGAUCGGGGCAUUGGUGUUGAUCCAACAAUCCUCUUCGCUCCUCAGAGUAGAGCCGGCCCCACAAACGGCGAAAAGGAAAGAAGGACGAAAAAAAAGACCAACAUAUGUUCAAGGGGAGUGGGAGAAGUCUUUGGAUACUUAG